Messenger RNA from Bathycoccus prasinos, 579 nucleotides. RefSeq lists its product with no specific name. Bases 1 to 579 code for a protein of 192 amino acids. The record is from RefSeq and is a predicted model, not a curated record. The transcript has a single exon. Lineage: Eukaryota; Viridiplantae; Chlorophyta; Mamiellophyceae; Mamiellales; Bathycoccaceae.
AUGGAACGCGACUGUUCGUUAGCGGAAACCGAGGACUGCGCCGAAAAGCGGAGACGUUUGAAGACGCUCGCGUACGCGCCGUUAGUUUCUUCGGCGUAUUUUAUCGCGGUUAUGAUUUCGAGACGAAAAGUAGAGUUUAUAGGCAACGCGGUUUUAUGCGUGUUACACGCGAUACUUUUGAGACAAACGGCAAACCAGGUGCGCGAACAGACGGUAUCGUCUGUGAAUCACGCGGAACAGGUGUGUAAUUUGUUUGCUCUUUUGUUUUGGUCGAAAGCGUACGCGAGUUUAUAUUCCAUGGGAGGAGAAGCGUUUCAAAAAUCGAGAGUAGAAGCGAUCGCGGAUAGUUGCAUGCUCGUUUUCCAAGCGUACAUCCUCUACGUUUCCUCGCUCGCCUUUCGUAGGCUGAGUUUUAUAUACGCGUUGUAUCUCGUUCAAAAAAUUGAUGGGGAGAACAAGAAUAUUAGUACGAGCGCGGCGUCGUUUGAAGUCGACAAGCACGGAAACUGGUCGCGAUUGGACGCGGUCAACGCCGCGGUCGAUAUCGUCGAAGAAGUUAAAGAAGAAGAAAGAACGUAA